CAUGUAAAUUUACUUUAAAAAUUUUAAAAUUUUUUCUACGAAAUUUUAAAGAUAAACAACUUUUAACUUUAAUUUGUUAUUGUGAUUAAUCAAGACAAAUAGCCAAAAACAAUUAUAAAUUCAUGGAUGAAAAAGUAGAUGAUGAUUUACCUCAGGGCGUGUCCAGAGAGUUUUUAAAUGAAAUUAAAAAAAUCCGAAGAAAUGCCCCAAAACAUACAUUAAUAACUCGCAGCAUGUAUGAUGGCAUUUGGUUGGAAUCACUGCAGUGUAUGGAUGGGCAUGGUAUCUACACCUUUCCUGAUGGUAGUGAAUAUCGUGGCUAUUUCCUUAGAGGACAUUUUCAUGGUUAUGGUACUUUACACUUGGUUGCGCCUUACGGUUUUACCUUUAAAGGCACCUUUAUAAAUGGCCAACUGGAUGAAAUAGAUGACAUGUGGUUUGAUGAUGGUCUAUGUGUGAAAGCUGUCGUAGAUAAUUUGUCUAUGGAUUUUAGUUCUUGGAAAUAUUGCACUAAAGAUCGUCGUUAUGUAGAGGAACAACGUGAAGGUCUACAGCCAGUAGGUCCAUUUUCUAGACUCACACCACAACAACCAGCACGUAACUUGAGAAAAAAUCAUUACGAUACCGAAGAGGGUAUAUUCAAUCCUCUUAGUGGUUUAUUAAUCCAACGUCCUGUACCCUUUCCCAGCAUGUAUUUCGUAGCCUGUAAGAAAGAAACUGAUUGGAUUUUAAAAAAUUGUCGCCAUGGUCCCUUAGAGAAUAGAAAAGUUGAUGCCGAAGUCUGCCAUAAAAUCAUACGAAACAAUCUGAAUAGUGAAAUUGAAAUUGCUGAACAUGUACCCAAUUGCAAUUAUGAUCAAGAUAAAAAUCGUCAGCGCUAUUUUUCCCAACUAUGUCAAGAAGCAAAUGUGGGACAGUUGUCAAAUGACACUGAGGACACAGAAGAUUCAAUUGGCUGUCGUUUGCGUAAUAGUUCUUCCACCUGCACCAGUUUUUCCACCACUUCUAUGGAUGUUGAUGUACAAGAGGUCUUGUUUCUAGCUGAUGAAUAUGAUCAUUAUAAAUUGGGUCGCAAUCCGAGUCAAGAGGGUCCAGUAAUGAUAAAGGAUCGAAUUUUUACCAAGAUUUCCGAAGUAUAGUAAAGAAUAUAUAUUAUUUUUUUAUUACAGAAACUAUUUAAAAUUAUAUUUGUUAAUUAUUUAA
Messenger RNA from Lucilia cuprina (Australian sheep blowfly), 1203 nucleotides. RefSeq lists its product as uncharacterized. Bases 123 to 1139 code for a protein of 338 amino acids. The transcript has a single exon. The record is from RefSeq and is a predicted model, not a curated record. NCBI's taxonomy places the organism in Eukaryota, Metazoa, Arthropoda, Insecta, Diptera, Calliphoridae.